AUGUUUGCUAGUUUAGUCUUCAACAUUGAAAAGGCAUUAAAGAACGAAGCAGAUUUUGACGAUGUACUUUCUUUUUCUACCAAUUAUCUUCGAGACCGAUUUGAACCUCAGCCAUUAAAUAUCAGACAGUUAUUUAACUGUCUACAACCAUACUAUUGCUUCAUAAACUAUAAGAUAUUGAAGGUGGUGGUGUCCGUAUUUGUUGAGGAGGCAAUGGAGAAGAAUAUGAGAAAGUAUCACGAAGCACAAACAAAAUGGCUAAAAUCUACAACGAUACAAGAGUUCAAAGAAGCAGUUGAAAAGGCAGCUAGUACAGAAGCAGUUGAUCCAUCACCUAACCAGUGUCUCAUAGUGCUAAGGUUAGAAGGUGAGUGGUUGAAAGUAAAAUUGAAUCAUCUUUGGAGGCUACUGGAGCACCUCUUUGGAAAGGAGAGUUCAAUUUUGACAAAAUUAACGAUUAAAGAAGGAUCAGCUUUAGUCUGCCUUUUUGCUCCUCAAUCAGAAAUACUUUCCCUGCUAAUAUUAUGUAGUAAAAAAUACAAUGAACUAUUCCUCCUUAGUAUUCAAAGUAUUCAGUUUGGAAAUAUUCUUUUAUCUGUUUCAUAUUAUGAUUGGAGGAAUCCUUUUAGACUUGAUUUAAACCUAAUAGGAGCAAUAAAUUACUUCAAGAUUCACAAGAGUCUGUCACUAAUUAGAUGCUUAUUAGAUAUUGGAGCUGAUCCUAAUAAAGAAAUUUAUCUGGGGAAUGAAGGGAUGAAUUCAUUGAUUUUUGCCACUACAUUAAAUAAUACAGAAGUCAUGUCACUGUUAGUAGAGUAUGGUGCUAAUGUACACAAGUUCAUUGGGCCUGAAGGCAGAUCAGCAAUACAUCUUGCUGCUGCUGCUGGUUAUGCUGAAGCUCUUGAGUUUUUGCUCAGAAAAGGUGUGUCUCCUGACCAUCGACUGCCCAGCAUUAAUGGUACACCAUUGAUGUUAGCUUCUUUUCAUCAGCACAGAAAUAUUAUUUUACUUUUACUCAAAAAUGGAGCAAAUCUUGAUAUUCAAAAUAAGAAUGGCAUUAGUGCACUAGCAGGAGCCUGUGAUAAUGGGCGUUAUUCAAUGGCUAAGCUACUACUUGAAAAAGGAGCCAAUCCUAACUUGCAAACAAUAGAGGGGCAUACAGCUUUAGCAUUAUCUUGCAUUAGAAGCAAGAAAGAAAUAGUCAAAUUAUUGCUAGAUUUUAAUGCUGAUCCAAAUAUUCCAUUAUUUAAUGGAUUCACACCACUCAUGUUAGCCUGCCAAAAUAAAGAUUACAUGAUAGUAAAGCUGUUGCUUCAAGCAGGAGUAUCUGUUGACACACAAAAUGAUAGCUUUGGCAGGAAAACAGCAUUACAUAUAGCGACCAUUUUAAAUAAUACUCAACUAGUGAGACUUUUACUUGCUGCUAAUGCUGAUAUUAACAUUCAAGAUACUAAUGGCAUUACACCAAUCGCUUAUGCCUGUGAACAAAGAAAUAAAGAAAUGGUAGAAUGUUGUCUCAAGAAUAAAGCAAACCCAAAUAUCUGUGAUGAAAAUGGAAAGUUUCCAUUAAAUAUUGCUGUUGCAAAAAAUGAGAUUGAAAUUACAGCAGCGUUACUAAACGCAGGAGCUGAUCCUAACAUUGGUAUUGGUAACGAAUCAGAAGCAACACUUCUACACUGGGCAUGUGUCCAUAGUAACAAUGACAUAGUCCAUUUACUUCUCAAAGCUAAUGCCAAUCCCAAUGCUGUCACUACUGAAGGUCAUACUCCAUUGAAUACUGCUGCUUCAAUGGGUUGUAUCAAAGUAGCUGAGAUGUUACUAUCAGAAGGAGCUGAUAUUGAAUUUGAAGAUACUCUUGGCUGGACACCAAUAUUCUAUGCUGCUGCAGGAGGUGAAUCAGAUAUGAUCAGCUUUUUACUGAAACAUGGAGCCAAAAUUAAGAAAGAUAAAUUUGGUGGGACCAUUGAAAGUGUAGCAGCAAUAGUUGGAGGAAUUGAAAUCAAAGGUCUUCUUCAAGAGGCAACCAAAAAGCAAUCAGAAAAGAAAGAUGAGGCAACAGUUAGCAAGGAACAGGAAAGGAAAGAUGAACCCAAAGAAGUAACAAGUACUAUUCUUAUUACACCAGUUGAAGUAACAAGCACUGCUCUUACUACACCAGUUGAAGUAGACACAGAAUCAUCAGAGGAAACAACCAAACCAUCUCCACUCAUCAAUGAAGAUGAUCAACAAUCAACUGAUAAUAGUUACUCUCACUUUCAAAAAAUCCGCACCUUCAUAUCAUCAAGUAUUGGAUCAAUAAAGCAACAAUAUUAUGAUAACACAAUAAAGCAGCUUGAAUAUCAAAUGGAAGCAAUGAAAUCUACUAUAGCAGAACAACUAAAAUUACUUUCUAUAUCUUAAUAUGCAUGCACUCUAUGCACUAUUUUCGUUUUUGUGUAUUUUCCUUACAGCUACUAUUAUAAUGUUUAUGUUCAUACUAGCCAAUAAAUUAUUAUUUUACUAAAAAAACUGAUUUUCUAACAAGUCA
Molecule: messenger RNA, 2527 nt
Organism: Amphimedon queenslandica
Lineage: Eukaryota; Metazoa; Porifera; Demospongiae; Haplosclerida; Niphatidae
Product: ankyrin-2-like
Exons: 1
Coding region: 1-2400 (799 amino acids)
Biological process (GO): innate immune response
Cellular component (GO): cytoplasm
Molecular function (GO): protein binding
Source: RefSeq, a predicted model, not a curated record